Molecule: messenger RNA, 1161 nt
Organism: Owenia fusiformis
Lineage: Eukaryota; Metazoa; Annelida; Polychaeta; Sabellida; Oweniidae
Source: the annotation of a GenBank genome assembly
GACUAUGAACAUCUUAAAGAUAAAAUAACAAUACUCUAGAUGAAGGUCACACCGAUCUUUCUACAGUGUGUAUUGUAUAUGUAUUCACAGCAGAAUAUAACACACGCAGAUUUAGAAUGGGAGAGUACUCAUACACAGAUGGGGAGCUCCGAGUGAACCUCCAGAUGAAGGAAGAUUUCAACGACAAUGGCUACAUCCUCGUACGUGGGGUCCUUACGCCCGAAGAGUUAAAAGUUGUUCGCACAUCCAUAGAACAUCCCGAUGGAGUCACCAAAUACGCAGUAGAGUUUUCUGAUGGUGAUGGUAAAUUCAGUAAAAUGUCACUUUGGAAUCAUCCCGGAAAUGACGUCACUGGUGUCGUUGGAAAAUGUCAAAAGGUGGCGGGUGUGAUGGCAGAGCUUCUUGGAGGGGAGGUUUACCACUACCAUACAAAGUUGAUGAUGAAAGAGCCUCACACAGGUGGCAAAUGGAACUGGCAUCAGGAUUAUGGGUACUGGUACCAAAAUGGCUGUUUAUUUCCGGAUAUGGCCACCGUCUUUAUAGCCAUUGAUCCGAGUACAAAGUCAAACGGGUGCUUAAACGUCAUUAAGGGCUCUCAUAAGUGUGGCCGGGUCGAACAUAAAAAGGUUGCAGGUCAAACUGGUGCAGACGUUGAACGUGUAAAUCAAAUCAUGAAAUUUCCAGGAAUGGAAUUAACAGAGGUUGAAAUGCAGCCAGGCGAUGCACUGUACUUUCAUUCCAAUCUUCUCCACACGAGCUCCCAAAACCUGAGCCCAAACCGACGUUGGGCGUUUCUUUGUGCUUACAACAGACGCAGUAACGACCCAGUUAUAGUUCACCAUCAUCCGCAAUAUACGCCAUUAGAGAUAGUCGACAACAGCGCCAUCUUAAGUUGCACUAACAAUGUGGAUAUGGAGGGAAAAGACUUUUACCCUCCCGAGAAGGGGAUACGAUGGCAGGUGCUUGAAAAGCAAAACGAAAUAAAGGAUGCACAAUAGACUCAGAUCCAGGUACGGACCAAUCAGAGUGGAGUAUUUGAUAUAAGCAUGCGCAAUCAACACAAGUUCCACGUGACACUAGUAUAAAACAAUGGAUUGACGAACAUCCUGAUUUCAGUUGCUAACUCUUAUAUAUAGCCAUCUUGGCCAAAACAACAAUCAA